This is a messenger RNA of Pteronotus mesoamericanus, 3516 nucleotides long. It is a transcript of the gene CTSO, whose product is annotated as cathepsin O. The transcript is spliced from 8 exons. The record is from RefSeq and is a predicted model, not a curated record. Gene Ontology annotation, molecular function: cysteine-type endopeptidase activity. Lineage: Eukaryota; Metazoa; Chordata; Mammalia; Chiroptera; Mormoopidae. Bases 59 to 1027 code for a protein of 322 amino acids. Gene Ontology annotation, cellular component: lysosome.
GAAGAACCGAAAGGAAACCCGCGCAGGUGGUGUGGUUUCGCGGGUCUCGGCGCGGGCCAUGGAGCUGCGGGCGCUCGGUUGGCUCUGGCUGCUUUGCUGCUGGUGGUGCUGCUGCGUUGGCCGCGGAGCCGGCCAAGGUGCCACCUUCAUCCCGACUGGACCACGGAGCCGCGAGCGACAGGAGGCCGCCUUCCGGGAAAGUCUUAAUAGACAUCGAUAUUUGAAUUCUUUAUUUCCUAGUGAAAAUUCCUCUGCUGUCUAUGGAAUAAAUCAAUUUUCAUAUUUGUUUCCUGAAGAGUUUAAAGCUAUUUAUUUAAGGAGCAAAGCUGUCACAUUUCAAAAAUACUCAGCAGAAGUCUCAGAGUCCAUCUCCAACUUGUCUUUGCCAUUAAGAUUUGACUGGAGAGACAAGCAUGUUGUAACACUAGUGAAAAACCAGCAGGCGUGUGGAGGAUGCUGGGCCUUCAGCGUGGUAGGUGCAGUGGAAUCAGCAUAUGCAAUAAAAGGGAAGCCUUUGGAAGACCUGAGUGUGCAGCAGGUCCUUGAUUGUUCAUAUAAUAACUAUGGCUGCAAUGGAGGAUCUACUGUCAGUGCUUUGAACUGGCUAAAUACGACGCAAGUAAAACUGGUGAGAGAUUCAGAAUACCCAUUUAAAGCACAGAAUGGCCUGUGCCAUUACUUUUCUGGCUCACAUUCUGGAUUUUCAAUCAAAGGCUAUUCUGCCCAUGACUUCAGUGGUCAAGAAGACAACAUGGCAAAAGCUCUUCUUUCCUUUGGUCCUUUGGUAGGGAUAGUAGAUGCAGUCAGCUGGCAAGAUUAUCUGGGAGGGAUAAUACAGCAUCAUUGCUCCAGUGGUGAAGCAAAUCAUGCAGUGAUCAUAACUGGGUUUGAUAAAACAGGAAGUACUCCAUAUUGGAUUGUGCGGAACUCAUGGGGAAGUUCAUGGGGAGUGAAUGGCUAUGCCCAUGUCAAAAUGGGAGGGAAUAUUUGCGGCAUCGCAGAUUCUGUUUCUGCCGUAUUUGUAUGAUACAUUGACUGGAUCAAGAGAUGAUCACAAAAAUGAAGGUUCAUAAUGAAAUGUUGCUGGUAAUUCCUUCUCAGCAUUAUUCACCUUUAGGUUUUAGCAACUACCCACAAAAGGUUCUAGGGGCUAGUAGCAUUUAAACGAAGCUCUAGACUGUUCCCUUCAUAUGUGGAGAGAUGGGCAACCGAGGUCAGCGGGAAGAACAGCAGCACAACGGCCUGGGAAAGAGCUUCCUGCUCUGGAGGGAGCCUCAGAUUAAAAAAUAUUUUAGGUCUGUUUAUUUUGAAGAGGGUGUUACCUGGUUUUGUCUGAUUGCUGUUUUUGUUUGUUUUUUAUUUGUUUAUUCUUAAUGUCACACUUCUGGGAGGGUUAAAGAGAUGAUGAGAAUGUCUUUUCUUUUGCGGGAUAUAAUCACCGCCUUAGCUUACCCCUCCAUACAGCCAUAGCCACCCUACAAUUACGUGUGCCUCUCGCAGUUAUACUCGCAGCCCUCUGAGAUGAAAUUUUGUAAGGAUUUUGAAAUACCAAUAGCUUUCCCUCAACAAAUUGCGCUUAUCCCUUGAACUGCAGAGAGAUCAUGUAGUAAGAAGCAAAAGGACAAAAAUCACUUUUUACAAGAAUGAAAUUAAAUGACAAUAAAUUAUAUGGCAACUGUGUGAUAAGAAAAAAAGUGAGUAGCAUUGCCUGAGAGAUAAAGUAUUAUUUGGAAAUUUUCAUUUUCAAUAAGAUUCCAAUAGACUUCAUUGCUUACUUUGGUCUCCCUAAAUUGAAAGACAAUAUAUUUUUCCAUAUUUUUCCAUUCUCUCUCUCUCUUAAUCUUUACUGUGGCACCCCUAAAUUUUCCAGGUUGUUUGACUUCCCUGUCUAAGAAGUCUCAUUGUUUAUUUUUCAUUUCUUUCUUUCUUUCUUGCUGCAUCUAAACCACCAACAUCAAGUUCUCCCUCUUUCUCUUUUUCCCAUUAUUUGUAGGUAACAUGCCUUUCAAAGUCUAAUAUCAUUAAUCUGGGAUAUCAGCCAGAAUGUGAGUUUCCCAAGUUCUCUAUUUUCCCAGUUUUCUGCUUAUGUUUCCCAGACUCCCAUUCUAACUAUUGUUUUGUACAUCCUUUUGACUUUUGCCUGGUUCCUAGUUCUUUAUGCCCAUGUUCUCUAUCUUGCCUAAAUCAUUAUGUAUGGCUGUGGAAAAACUUCAGAGCAUAAGAAGAUGGUCAUUUGAUUAUACAACUGUAUUAAAUGUUAUAUAACAAAAUCUAAUCAAAGACUACAUAUGUAAGUAUUUCUUCUCUAAAAUUCAUGGUUGCUUCUUUUUCCUUUUCAUUGAAUUUAUUGGGGUGACACUGAUUAACAAAAUCGUAGAUUUCAGGUGCACAAUUCCACUACACAUCACUUGUAUACUGUAGUAUGUGUUCUCCACUCCAAGUCAAGUCUCCUUCCAUCACGAUUUAUCCUCCCUUACCUUCCUCUACUUCCCUCCGCCCCCACUUCUACCAGCAAUCACCACACUGUUGUCCAUAUCCCUCUGUCUUCUCUCUUUCUCUCUUUCCUUCUCUCUCUUUUCUGCUCAAUCCCUCCAGGUUCUUUCUAAUGUAAAAUAUAUUAUAAAAAUGAAAUUGUAAGUAUAGCAGCAACCACUAAAAAAAAUUGAGGACAUCUUAUUUUUUCUUCCCCUUUUGGUUUUUAUUUAUCUAUUCCCUUUAUCAGAAAAUGAAAAUUAAAAAUAAAACACUGUAUUUCUUUUUCUUACACCAACCAGAACCAAUCUCAAAAAUGUAUGUGUUGACUCGGGUUUAGAAAUGUUACAUGAAGACAAGCAUUGAUAGUUGAAUUGAUUAAUAUUCUAAUUACUUAAGUAUACGAAAUGGAACUAAGUUUGUAUUCAUUUACUGAUUUCUAUAUAAUACAAAUGCUUUUCUGAUACUCUUUCUUAAAUGCUAAAUUUUUAAAUUACAAAAUGAUCAAUACCUCACAACUGCUCUGGAUUUGAUGACAUUUAUAAUAAAAAAGCCAUUAUUUGACUUUGUGUUAAGAAGACUGUUUCCAGAAGUGUGUGGCUUACAUUUGUAAACACAGUGUUAAUGUGCUUUACAUUCUUCCAAGAAUUUUGCUCGGUUCCAAAUCCAUGUACUACAUUUUUGGUUUUCUCCACACACACCUUAACCUCAAUGUCUCAAAAAUAAACAAACAAGGAAACUUUCUGCACCUCUUAGAGUCUCUAUUUUGGUUAACAGCAUCAACAUUAUGUAAUCACCUAAUCUAAAAUUAAGGGAAAUCUUCUUAGGUAUUCAAUCAGGCCAAUUAUACCUUAGUAACCGAUCACCUAGUCACCUGUCUCCUCUCCAUUUCUAUUGUUCCUUUUAUGAUGCAUGUUCUUUAGUAUCUCCAUUAUUUAGUAAUCUACCCACUAAACCCUAUGUUCUUUAAUCCAAUGGUUCUCAAAAGUGUAGUCCCCAGAUCAGAUGACACCUGAAGAUUUGUGAAGCCCUUUAUUUUAAUAA